This is a messenger RNA of Penicillium angulare, 825 nucleotides long. RefSeq lists its product as uncharacterized. Gene Ontology annotation, cellular component: intracellular anatomical structure. Gene Ontology annotation, molecular function: oxidoreductase activity, acting on NAD(P)H, oxygen as acceptor. The coding region runs from base 1 to 825 and encodes 274 amino acids. The record is from RefSeq and is a predicted model, not a curated record. The transcript is spliced from 4 exons. NCBI's taxonomy places the organism in Eukaryota, Fungi, Ascomycota, Eurotiomycetes, Eurotiales, Aspergillaceae.
AUGGCCCCCUCUGUGACUUCGGACCAACUGCCUGUGGCCCAGACACCAAACGCCCCUCAAACCCAAGUUGGCCUCAAUGGAAAAGUCAUUGCCAUUACUGGUGCCAACCGCGGCAUCGGUCUCGGUAUUGCCGAAUGCUGCCUUUCAAACGGCGCAGCCAAGGUCUAUUCCAUCGACAUUGGAGAGACUGGAGAUGACUUCGCUGCCUUGUUGAAGCGCUACCCCGAUCAACUAUUUGCUGUCACCGCCAAUGUGACCGAAGAAUCGACUAUCACUGCUGCGAUUGACAAAAUAAUCGAGGAGGCCGGCGCUCUGCACGGAAUGGUAGUUAAUGCUGGACGCACACACCAUAAGGCUGCUCUUGACUUCACCAAGGACGAGAUUGAGAGCUUGUUCAACGUGAACCUUUUCGGGGCUUUCUAUAGCGCACGCGCCGCCGCCCGUGCAUUUAUCAAAUUGGGGAUCAAGGGAUCUAUUGUUUUCACAGCUUCGAUGGCCUCUUAUCGUCCCAAUAAGCGCGUUCCCUCCACCCCCUAUGGUGCCUCAAAGGCAGGUGUUCGCAACAUGACCCACACUCUGGCAAUGGAAUGGGCACAGUACGGUAUUCGCGUCAACAGUGUGUCGCCUGGUUUGGUUAAGACUGCUAUGACAUACUGGGUUCCUCAACAGCCAGACUGGGAGCAGCAGCUUAAGUACUAUGGUGGCUUUCCAAGGUUAGCUGAGGUGCAGGAGCUCGGCGGUGCCUAUGUUUACCUCUUGAGUGAGGCAGCCAGCUACACCACAUCUAUUGAUAUUCCAGUUAAUGGUGUUAUUGGAAUUUGCUAA